Messenger RNA from Halichondria panicea, 1246 nucleotides. Its product is annotated as eukaryotic translation initiation factor 3 subunit I-like. The record is from RefSeq and is a predicted model, not a curated record. Gene Ontology annotation, cellular component: cytoplasm; eukaryotic translation initiation factor 3 complex, eIF3m. NCBI's taxonomy places the organism in Eukaryota, Metazoa, Porifera, Demospongiae, Suberitida, Halichondriidae. The transcript has 8 exons. Gene Ontology annotation, biological process: cytoplasmic translational initiation. Gene Ontology annotation, molecular function: translation initiation factor activity; protein binding; RNA binding. The coding region runs from base 16 to 1149 and encodes 377 amino acids.
UGUGUGGACUAUACCAUGUGGAUAGCUAAUACACGUGGUGAGUUGUGCGCAUGCGUUAGUUACAACAGAGCAAAUUACCGCGGCUUUGAUCGGAGGCCUAGAGAAAGAGCAGAGAGACAAGAAAGAGAAAGGUACAAAGUUCCCCCCCAACCACGUGUAGUGUACAAAGGAAGUAAAGAAAUGAGGCCUCUAAUGCUGCAUGGCCAUGAGAGGGCCAUCACUCAGAUCAAGUACAACAGAGAUGGAGACCUACUGUUCACUGUAGCCAAAGAUAAUAAACCCAGUGUCUAUUUCUCAGCAAAUGGAGAGAGACUAGGCACCUACAAUGGCCAUGGCGGAGCUGUGUGGUGCAUUGAUGUAAACCAGGAUACAUCUCGAGUGUUUACAGGGUCUGCAGACAACUCUGCAAGACUGUGGGACGUUGAGACUGGGAAGGAGGUGUCUAAUUUUGGGACAGGGUCGGCAGUUCGAACGUGUGGGUUCUCUCACAACGGCAACUACCUCAUGUACUCGACUGACGCAGCCUUGGGCCUGAAUUGUGAGAUUAUCCUCUAUGACAUCAGAGCAACUGAGUCCCCCAUAGGGAAGACAGUGAUCAAGCCUAGCAAGGUGACGUCUGCAGUGUGGGGACCGUUUGACCAGUAUGUUAUCACAGGACACGAAGAUGGAUCCAUUUCACAGUUUGAUAUUAUCAAUGGUGGUGGUGAAUUGGUCAACUCAGUCAGGAAGCAGAAGAGUCUCAUUUCUGAUGUUCAGCUCUCAAAUGAUCACACCAUGUUCAUUGCCUCUAGCAAAGACACGACAGCUAAGUUGUACGAUUCUGAGAAGCUGGACAUCAUCAAAACCUAUCUCACAGAUAGACCCGUUAACUCUGCGGCUAUCUCUCCACUUAGAAAUCAUGUGGUGCUUGGUGGAGGUCAAGAGGCUAUGGAGGUAACCACGACUACCACAAAGGCUGGGAAAUUUGAUGCUCGAUUCUACCACCUUGUCUUCGAAGAAGAGAUAGGGAGGGUCAAAGGUCAUUUUGGGCCUAUAAACAGCCUUGCAUUUCACCCAGACGGCAAGAGUUAUAGCAGUGGUGGAGAGGAUGGUUACGUUCGAGUGCACACUUUUGAUCCAGCAUAUUUUGACUUUGAAUUUGAAUUCUAACAACCAAUUUUACUCUGUCAUUAUACAUGCCACAUGUUGUAUUGGUGUUUGUACAACUCAACCGGUGAUAAAAUUAAAGUGUGUUCUAAAAAGUCUG